Molecule: messenger RNA, 1115 nt
Organism: Stegastes partitus (bicolor damselfish)
Lineage: Eukaryota; Metazoa; Chordata; Actinopteri; Pomacentridae
Product: homeobox protein goosecoid-2-like
Exons: 3
Coding region: 389-919 (176 amino acids)
Biological process (GO): regulation of transcription by RNA polymerase II
Cellular component (GO): nucleus
Molecular function (GO): RNA polymerase II cis-regulatory region sequence-specific DNA binding; DNA-binding transcription factor activity, RNA polymerase II-specific
Source: RefSeq, a predicted model, not a curated record
CAUAAAUAUAAAUAUCAUGGAUGUUUUAUGUAGUUUAGACAAAACAGAGAUUUUAUUGAUCAAAGGUUCCAGUUUUAAUCCAAAAAACACACAUUUAGAGUAAAAGAACUUAAUAAAACAAUAAAAAGUUUUAAGUUUUGGUUUAAAUUCUUGUUUUAAAAACUGCAUCAAACGAGAACAAUCAGAGUCCAAACAGCUGAGCUCAGGAUCAGAAGCUCGUUUGAAGGAUGAAGAACUUCUGAAGACGUCUGCAGGUCCAUUCACACCUGAGCGCAGAUGAAACGGACCCGGACGGACAUCAAAGGUUCUGCUCGGCUUCAACAAUCACGUUCACAUGUUAAAGGGCUCCAGUUUCUGAUCGAUCCGGACUCAGCAGCGGACUGCCAACAUGGACGGAACCAGAGUGUCGAACUUCAGCAUCGAGCGCAUCCUCUCCAAGCAGCUCUCCCCGGAGCCGCAUCUGCUCAGGCCUCCUGCGCCGGUGCCAGUGCCAGUCCCAGUGCCGGUGCCGGUUCUGGUGCCGGGCUGCCUGCCGUACCGAGCGGUGAGCUUUGGAGACGCGUUUUAUCCGUACGGAGCCGGUUUCCAUCGCUCAGACUUCACCGGGAUUUACGUGGGCUUCAGCCACGAACCUGCAGAUGUUCAGCCGGUGACGCUCUGCGGCGGCUUCCAGCAGGCCGGAGUCUCCGCGCCGCCGCUGCCGCGUCCGAAGGCCCGGACGAGGACGGUGUUCACCGACGGUCAGAUCAAGCAGCUCGAGGCGCUGUUCGAGCUCACCGACUACCCGACGGUGGAGGCGCGCGCCGAGGUGGCGAGGAACACCGGAGUGAGCGAGGAGACCGUCAGGGUUUGGUUUAAGAACCGCAGGGCCCGAAGGAAGAGGUCGAAGGUCAAAGCGCUUCCAGCAGAGAAGAUGUGAAGCUGACCUGACCAGCAGCACUUCAGCAGCUGCUGCGAUGCGUUCAGGUGCUGCAGAGCAAGUCCGACACCUGAGCCUUCACUCUGAUUGGUCUGAGAAAGUUUUCUGGUUUUAACAUGUUUUCUGUAUCGGUGUAUUUAUUGACAAUCAGCGAUGGUUUUAAACUCGCCUUUGAUCUUUUACAUUAUAAAUAAAG